This is a messenger RNA of Polychytrium aggregatum, 601 nucleotides long. RefSeq lists its product as uncharacterized. The transcript has 3 exons. Gene Ontology annotation, biological process: positive regulation of catalytic activity; deadenylation-independent decapping of nuclear-transcribed mRNA; deadenylation-dependent decapping of nuclear-transcribed mRNA. The record is from RefSeq and is a predicted model, not a curated record. NCBI's taxonomy places the organism in Eukaryota, Fungi, Chytridiomycota, Chytridiomycetes, Polychytriales. The coding region runs from base 1 to 594 and encodes 197 amino acids. Gene Ontology annotation, cellular component: P-body. Gene Ontology annotation, molecular function: mRNA binding; enzyme activator activity.
AUGGACGCUGCAGCCCGACAGGCCGUCAAUCUCAACGUGCUGAGGCGGCACGAUCCCGCCAUAUCCGCCAUCGUCGACACCUCCAGCCAUGUCGUCGUCUACAACUUUGACUCGGCAACCGAGACAUGGAAAAAAGUGGGUAUCGAGGGAACCAUGUUCCUAUUCCGAAAAGAGUCCCUCAACCGCUACGGCAUUUUUGUCAUGAAUCGUCUCAGCACCGACAACCACAAUGAAGAGCUCAACUCGGAAAUGGAGAUCCAAGUCAUGGGCGACUACGUCAUAUAUCGUACCCUGGACGACAAAGUCGUCGGUCUGUGGAUAUACGAAGCCUCGGAUCGGGCUCGCAUCGCCAAGGAGCUGGAAAAGUGGGUAGUCGCCGCAAGGCAGAUGGGGGCGCAAUGUCUCCAGCAAUCAUGGAUUCAAUUCGAUGUGUUUUCCAGACAUCUUGCGGUGUUCAUUAUUUGCGCUCUCGCAGAAGAUCUGUUGCAGAGUGUGGAUACGGACAGAGUUCCGUCCAGCGUCUCAGCUACUUGCAUGCUUGCCCGGUUUCGUCCUGACCCUCCUGUUUCGGCACAUUGGUUCCUAAAGGUAUAGUCGCUUG